CCGUACAGUGUGGAUGGGCCACACCUAUACAGCUUGGGCCCAAUAAGAAAGAAACUCAAUUUGGUUUUGGUUUUGGUUUUGGUUUUGGAGCCAAACUUUCUUCUUUCAAAUCUCUCUCUCUUUUCUUCGAUGGCAGAUCCACCGACCUCCAAACCUUCUUGCAUAGGCUCCUCUCUUCUCUGGGAAUAAUUUGUUUGGAUUGGCUCAUUUGCUGUAAACUACUUUUGUCUGUCUUAAGUUAACAGCAGCAUCACAUGUGGUAAAUGAGUUAAUUUCUGAUCUGGAAAGUUAAAUCUCAUCAUUAAGCACAUAUACUCGCUUUUUUCUCUAUCACACAUUAUCAAAAAAAGUGUUUUGAUUGCAAGAAGAUACCUUAGGAUAUUUUCCUAGCCAACUAGGUUCUGCUGGUUCUAAAAUGGUAAACUCGAAUCUUGAAAACAAUGUAUGGGGCAAUAGCAGGACAGCUUUGUCCACUUACCAUAAACAAUCUCCAAUAGCAGUGAAAAAGGUGGCAUUAAGGGACUUGCAAAAUGAUAACAGAAGGUUCAUAUCUUAUGGUCCGGAGAGUUCAUGUAUAACAGGAGGAACAGUGAUGGACAGUAAUAGUAUCAAGGUUUUUGGAACUAAGAUACUCACCUCCGAAUGCCCUUGUAGCCCUCCGAGCAAGCAGUCCUUGGAGGGCAAUGGUUUAAAUGAACUCGAAUCGGAUGCUGGAAUAAGCCUUGAUUUGGAACUAGGUAAACGAAGAAAUCAGAACAUUCCAGAAGAUAAUGCUGUUUCUGUUAAUUUGAAACGGUAUUUACAAAAGCAACCAAACCUACCUGAGCAGCCGAACAAGAAACCGGAUCAUGGGACAUCAUAUCCACCUGCAUUUGCACCACCUUAUGCUGCUUCUGUAAUUGCUUCACCUGCAAACACUGAAGGGAAAAGUGAUCAGGAGAGGAUGGAACGAUUCAUUCAUCUGCAGAAAGUUCUGAAGCAGUGUGAGGAAUCUGAUCAGAGGGACUACAUUCAAAUGCUCUUUCGUUUAUCUCCGCUUGAACUUAGCAGACAUGCCGUUGAGCUGGAGAAAAGGUCAAUGCAACUAUCAGUUGAGGAAGCUAGAGAGAUCCAAAGGAUGAGGGCGAUGGAUAUACUGGGAGUGGGGACAUCUUCCAAUGAUCGUUCACCUAUUUUUGACAAGAGUUAAUCCAAAAAGUGAAAAAUGGUAUAACAAUUUACUUGUCUAAGUAAAUCAUUCAAAAUUGUGAUAUUUAAAAUAUAUUUGAACAGGUGAACGAGUUUGAGUAUUUUCCAGCUCAAUUGGUGACUAAUCGUCUGAUAAGUGAUAACUAUAUUUAUUUUACUAGUUUGAGUAAAAUUUAUGCAAGUUUAAGACAAAGCAUUGUAUGUACGAAUCACAGUUGGGUUAGGUAUCAAGUAGUUAGUUUCGUGGGAUAACUUCUCUUUCGGAUCAUAUACUACUCAAAUGUCUCAUGCCAUGCAUAUUGAUUUUUGUGAGAUGGUACUUUAGAAA
This is a messenger RNA of Cannabis sativa, 1516 nucleotides long. RefSeq lists its product as uncharacterized. NCBI's taxonomy places the organism in Eukaryota, Viridiplantae, Streptophyta, Magnoliopsida, Rosales, Cannabaceae. The record is from RefSeq and is a predicted model, not a curated record. The coding region runs from base 416 to 1189 and encodes 257 amino acids. The transcript is spliced from 5 exons.